Molecule: messenger RNA, 1767 nt
Organism: Aspergillus luchuensis
Lineage: Eukaryota; Fungi; Ascomycota; Eurotiomycetes; Eurotiales; Aspergillaceae
Exons: 2
Coding region: 1-1767 (588 amino acids)
Source: RefSeq, a predicted model, not a curated record
AUGUACAGCCUGGCUGCUGCCAUUCUUGUCGGUGUCGCAUCUGCGGCAUCGCUGAACAGUGUGUGUACGACCGACUAUGUCACGUCCGUUCUGCCCACUGCUAGCGAUGACAUUCCAUCUGGAAUUACCAUCGAUACCAGCUCUGUAUCUGCCAGUAUCUAUCGCAACUAUUCCCUCACCGAUUCUAUUUUCUGGGAGGACUUGACCAUCAACUUCUGCGAGGUAUCUUUUGCCUACAGCCACCAGAACAGUGACGACCGCGUAGUUGUCCAGUAUUGGAUGCCGAGCCCAGACACAUUCCAGAACAGAUUUCUCGCUACAGGUGGUUCUGCAUAUGAGAUCAACAACGGCUCAGGAGGAGGUGAUAUCGCCGGAGGGGUCGCCUUUGGGGCUGCCACUGGCUACACUGACGGCGGAUUCCCUUACUGGGGUGGUACUGACUUCGAUGAUGUUGUCAUUCUCGGAAAUGGAACUGCCAAUUGGCCUGCCAUCUACAACUGGGGAUAUCAAGCCAUCGCCGAGAUGACCCAAAUUGGAAAGGCUUUUACCAAUAACUUCUUCAACGUUGGGAGUAAGGCUACCAAGUUGUACACCUACUUCAUCGGUUGCUCUGAAGGUGGACGGGAGGCCAUGAGUCAAGCCCAGCGGGCCCCCGAAUUAUACGAUGGCAUCGUUGCGGGUGCCCCUGCUAUGCGAUACGGCCAGCAGCAGGUGAACCACAUCGCUCCUCCCAUCCAAAUUCAGACCAUUGGAUAUUAUCCACCUUCUUGCGUGUUCGAUACGGUGAUUAACGCAACGAUUAAUGCCUGUGAUGGCAUGGAUGGAAAGGUUGAUGGGGUGGUUGCUCGUAGUGAUCUCUGUUUCCAGAAUUUCAACGUCUCCUCAAUGCUGGGUAAAUCUUACUACUGCGAGGCUGGGUCGACCAGCAGCCUUGGCUUGGGAUACGGAAAGAGGAGCAAGAGACAGACAACCUCGGCCACUCCCGCACAGAAUGGAACUAUCAAUGCCAAAGAUAUCGAGGUGAUCGAGGAUCUUCUGACUGGACUGAAAGAUUCGAAUGGUGACCUCGUAUACUUUCCUUUCCAGCCUACAGCCGGCUUUGGAGACACCACUGUCUACGACAGCACCACGGAUUCUUGGACGAUCACUUCUCCUAACUCCAACGGAGAAUGGAUUACCAAGUUCCUAAACUGGCAGAAUGUCACAGAAAUGGAUAUGUGGGGAGUCACCAACGAUGACCUGAAGGCAUGGAUGAUCGAAGGAAUGACCAAAUACAUGGACUCUCUUCAGACCACGCUUCCUGACCUGACCCCCUUUCACUCCAAGGGAGGCCGUCUGCUUCACUACCACGGGGAGGCCGAUAGCAGUGUGCCCCCGACCGGACCUAUUCACUACCACGAAUCGGUUCGCAAGAUCAUGUACCCUGACCUCUCUUUUGCUGAUGGUAAUGAGAAACUCAACGACUGGUAUCGGUUCUAUCUCGUCCCUGGUGCAGCCCACUGCGCGACCAACGAUGAGCAACCCAAUGCUGGCUUCCCCCGGGACAAUUUUGCCCACAUGGUCAAAUGGGUGGAAGAAGGUGUGGUGCCCACUACAAUCAAUGCCACCGUUACUUCUGGAGAGCAUGCGGGCGAGGUCCAAGAGCUUUGCACUUGGCCGUCGCGCCCAUACUGGACUGACAACAACACCAUGAUCUGCGAACAGAACGCAACCUCUAUCCAGGCCAUGCUCUGGAAGUUGAGCGCUUACCUUACGCCUAUCUAUUAG